This is a messenger RNA of Leptopilina boulardi, 1341 nucleotides long. It is a transcript of the gene Sod2, whose product is annotated as superoxide dismutase [Mn], mitochondrial. Gene Ontology annotation, cellular component: mitochondrion. Gene Ontology annotation, biological process: superoxide metabolic process. The record is from RefSeq and is a predicted model, not a curated record. NCBI's taxonomy places the organism in Eukaryota, Metazoa, Arthropoda, Insecta, Hymenoptera, Figitidae. The coding region runs from base 128 to 790 and encodes 220 amino acids. Gene Ontology annotation, molecular function: metal ion binding; superoxide dismutase activity. The transcript is spliced from 3 exons.
UAUCGAUCGUGUAAAGAGGGCGGCACCGGGCAUCAAAAGCUUCCGUCCAUUCCCGCUAUUUCACCGGUUGUAAAAAGUUCGUUUUUUAUUAAUAAAAAAAAGGUUUUGAAAUUAAAAUUUGCAAAAUAUGUUUGCCGUAAGAAGAACAUUGGUUUCCAAUUUAAUUCGUAACAAGGAAAUUGUGACAAAAUCUAAACACACUUUACCUGAUUUGCCCUAUGAUUACAAGGCACUUGAACCAAUAAUAUGUGCUGAAAUAAUGCAACUUCAUCAUUCAAAACAUCACGCAACAUAUGUUAAUAAUUUGAAUAUUGCUGAGGAAAAAUUGAAAGAAGCUGUUGCAAAGGGCGAUGUUAAUACACAAAUUGCAUUAGCUCCUGCAAUAAAAUUCAACGGUGGCGGUCAUUUGAAUCAUUCCAUAUUUUGGAAUAAUUUAUCUCCAAAUAGUGGAAAACCUGAUGCCGCUCUCUGUCAACAAAUUGAUAAAGAUUUCAACAGUUUUGACGAAAUGAAGAAGCGGUUAUCUGAAGCAACUGUGGGAAUACAAGGAUCAGGCUGGGGUUGGUUGGGUUAUAAUCAAAAGGAAAAAAGACUUCAAAUUACAAUUUGCGCUAAUCAAGAUCCACUUCAAGCGACAACUGGUCUUAUUCCAUUAUUUGGAAUUGAUGUAUGGGAACACGCUUAUUAUUUGCAAUAUAAAAAUGUUCGACCCGAUUAUGUGAAAGCUAUUUUCGAUAUUGCAAAUUGGUCCGAUAUUAAUGCUCGUUUUAAAAAAGCAACAGGUUGCUAAAUAUUUUUGCAUUGCGAAUUUGUAGUUUUUUUUUUAAAUUCAGAUAAAUCUACAUCAUUUUUCAAAGAUGAAAAGUUUUUAAAUAAUAUAAUUAAAGGUGUGUGAAAUGAAUUUAUAAUUAAAAAUAUGGAUUCAAAUUUUUUUUUCCCCCCAAAUAAAAUUUAAACUAUUUUCACACACCUUUGAUAAAAAAUGUUAAUUUUUUAAUGCGUUUUAGAAUUACUGUGAUUUUUUUUAAAAAUGCACUUUCUGUAUUCUGUAUUCUUAUUGACAUAAUACAGUUUUUUUUAGGAAUUAGAAUUAUCUUUAUUUAAAGACUAUUUUUAGUACAAAAGCUUAUCACAAAAUAUCCUGGCGUAAAAACAUGUGUGAAACAGACCACUUCCCUUUCUUUAAGGCUUAUUUCUUUCUGUAAAGGAAGUGAAAUUUUUUCGAAGGGAAAAAAAAAGACCUCACAACGCGUUUGUCAAUCGUGACGAUAGCUACACAAUAUUAAUUUAAUAAUUUUAAUAAUUAAAAUUAUUUCCAAAAUAAACGUAAGAAAAUUAAAA